This is a messenger RNA of Leucoraja erinaceus (little skate), 5635 nucleotides long. RefSeq names its product sema domain, immunoglobulin domain (Ig), transmembrane domain (TM) and short cytoplasmic domain, (semaphorin) 4Ba (gene sema4ba). Gene Ontology annotation, molecular function: chemorepellent activity; semaphorin receptor binding. The transcript has 16 exons. The record is from RefSeq and is a predicted model, not a curated record. Gene Ontology annotation, biological process: positive regulation of cell migration; neural crest cell migration; negative regulation of axon extension involved in axon guidance. NCBI's taxonomy places the organism in Eukaryota, Metazoa, Chordata, Chondrichthyes, Rajiformes, Rajidae. Bases 2279 to 4804 code for a protein of 841 amino acids.
AUACUCAGCGUAUUAUUGGAACGUAAUGUGUGUCUGAAACGUUACAGGAAUGCCGUUAUCCACCCUCAAUAUGUCUUAUGGAAUUCAGAAUCAUCGAGAAUGGCAGAGAAGAAAGUGUACCGUUGAGUUUAAAGUCAGGUGUACCAAGGAACAGUGAAAAGCUUUUGUUGCGCGCUAACCAGUCAGCAGAAAGACAAUACAUGAUUACAAUCGAACCAUUCACAGUGUACAGAUACAUGAUAAGGGAGUAACAUUUAGUGCAAGGUAAAGCCAGUAAAGUCUGAUCAAAGAUAGACCGAGGGUUACCAAUGAAGUAGAUAGUAGUUCAGGACUGCUCUUCAUUUUGAUGCAAGGGAGGUGAUAAUCCUCGUUUCGGGGGUGGGGGGAAGGAGGGACGAUAUUGAAUACUUUUGUAACUAUGUUGGCACCCUUUACUCUUGCAUACAUGUACUGUGUGCAAACAAAGAAUCUCACUGCACCAAGUACACGUGAUAAUAUCACUCCAUGUUUUUACUCAAUGCAGGUGCCAGACUGAGACCCCUUCCUGAUCUCCAACACAAGGGACUCUCUCUGCCCGAGCCGACUGCUUGCUCCUUUCCCGGGGUGAUGUCCGUGACUGAGAGCCCCCCCGAAAAGGAACACGCGGGCCGUGUCCACGGGCACCCUGGGGAUUUCGGGACCAAUGUGCCUCGACUGCAGGGGACCGAAUGCAUCCGAGACCUGUUGUCAAGCUGGAAACGGUACAGAGAAGAUUUACAAGGAUGUUGCCAGGACCCGAGGGUCUGAGCUGUAGGGAGAGGUCAAGUAGGCUGGGACUCUAUUCUUGGGAGCGCAGGAGGAUGUGGGGUAAUCUUCUAGAGGUGUGUAAAAUCAUGAGAGGAAUAGAUUGGGUACACAUAGAGUCUUUUGCCCUGAGUAGGUGAAUCGAGGACCAGAGGACACGGGUUUAAGAUGAUGGGGAAAAGAUUUCAUAGGAAUCUGAGGGGUCACUUUUUCACACAAAGGGUGGUGGGUGGAUGAUACAAGCUGCCAGAGGAGGUAGUUGACACAUGGACAAUCGCAAUGUUUAAUAAAAAGACAGGUACAUGGAUAGGACAGGUUUGUAGGGAUAUGGACCAUACACAGGCAAAUGGGACUGAAAGGGAAUUGCAUUUAGUGCAAGAUAAAGUCCAGUAAAGUCCGAUCAAAGAUGGAAUGAGUUGCCGGAGGAGGUAUAUGAGGCAAGGACUAUUGCAACAUUUAAGAAACAACUAGAUAGGUACAUGGAUAGGAUAGGUUUAGAGGGAUGUGGGCCAAAUGCAGGUAGGUGGGACUAGUGCAGAUGGGACAUGUUGGUCGGUGUGGGCAAGUUGGGCCGAAGGGCCUGUUUCCAUGCUGUUUCACUCUAAGAUAGUUUGAGGCUGUGUCUUUCAAUAAUUUUUAAGGCAGAGAUAGACAGAUUCUUGGUUAGUACGGGUGUCAGGGGUUAUGGGGAGAAGGCAGGAGAAUGGUGUUGAGAGAGAAAGAUAGAUCAGCCAUGACUGAAUGACGGAGUAGACUUGAUGGGCCGAAUGGUCUAAUCCUGCUCCUAUCACGUAUGAAUCAAUCAGUGAAACUAGCUGGCAGUAACUUAACCAGGCAGAUGGAGAAGGUAUGACUAUCUCUGGACGCUAAGGGGAGCUACAAUGCUAUUUUGUGGCUUGUUGGGGAGGGAGGAGGGUGGGGGGAGAUGGGAUUGAACAGACUAGCUCAAGGGAGCUGGCACUCGGUGAGUUAUUGAGCCUCCGCUUGCAUUCUGUGGCUGGUCGCCUCACCUGCCUCGUCCCAAUACCUGUGUUAUUCCACCGACUACUUUCUAAAUGGGGGUCGGCGGUCUGUGACCGACUUGGGCCGGUGCAGAGAGGCAAGAACCGGCCGGUGGUGAGAGAGAGAGAAGGCAGCGUCGCUCCUGCAAGAUCCCAGAGAUAUGCUGCCUCACCAGCUGAGUUACUCCAGCUUUUUGUGUCUGUCUACGGUUUAAACCAGCAUCUGCAGUUCCUUCCUACACAUAACCAUAAGAUGGCUGUGGUCAACUGUCAAAGACCUGAGGGCAUAACUUCAAGGGUCAGCUUGGAGAAGUAGCACGCCUGCUUGAGUUUCACCUGAGCUGCGGGCACUGGUCGGGGAAGGUGACCACAGCCUUGCUGGCCACUGGUAUUUCAAAGUUGUCCUGGAACGUGUUGCCGUGCCUUGCUGCAGAUCAUAUAUCCACUUCAGACAGGACCAUCCUGGAGGCAGCUGCUGCCUUUGUGUAGCCACCAUGAACCUGGGCUGCCUGAGCUACCUGCUACUGACUGCUACCAUUCUGUGCACAGCGGCACUCCACCAGCUCACCAGCACGGAGCAGGAGCAGAUCCCGAGAAUUGUCUUCACUCACAAUGACACAAACAGAGUGGUCAAACUGUUCUACAGAGACGGCGUACACAACUACACCAAGCUGUUGUUGAGUGCUGAUGGAGGAGCCCUCUAUGUCGGGGCAAGAGACGCCGUCUUCUCUCUGGAUGUUUUAGAUAUUGCUCCCAACCAAUUCAAGAAUGAGGUGGUUUGGGAAGCUCCAGAGCAGAAGAGGAAGGAAUGUCACUUUAAAGGGAAGAGUCUAUCGAGCGACUGCUUCAAUUACAUGAAGAUCCUGCUGCAGCUGAACCGGACUCAUGUCUAUGUUUGUGGGACGUAUGCCUUCAGCCCCACCUGUGCUUACAUUCAAAUUGCAGACUUCUCUCUUGUGAAAAGUUCCCAUGGUAAUCUUCUAACGGAGGAUGGGAAAGGCCGAUGUCCUUUUGACUCCACAUAUAAGUCAACUGCAAUUAUGGUUGAGGAGGAAUUAUAUGCAGGAACUGUCAGCAACUUUCAAGGCAAUGAACCAAUUAUUUCCAGAAGUCUGGGGAAUAAACCACCGUUAAAGACAGAGAAUUCUCUCAAUUGGCUUCAGGAUCCAUCAUUCGUGGGUUCGGAGUUUAUCCAGGAGAAUCCCGGCACAGAUGAUGGGAAGAUUUAUUUCUUCUUCAGUGAAACUGGCAAAGAAUUUGAUUUUUUUGAGAAUACGAUCGUUUCACGGAUAGCCCGAAUUUGUGACGGAGACAUUGGAGGGGAGCGAGUUCUUCAGAAAAGGUGGACAACGUUCCUGAAAGCCCAGCUCUCCUGCUCUCUCCCAGAUGAUGGCUUCCCAUUUAAUGUCAUUCAGGAUAUGUUUGUUCUGUCUCCGGGAAAAGAAUAUUGGAAAAACAUAACCUUUUAUGGAGUCUUUAGUUCCCAGUGGUAUAAAGGUGGAGCAGCAUCGUCUGCAGUUUGUGCUUUCUCCAUGGCUGAUGUUGUGAGAGCCUUCUCCGGGAGAUACAUGGAGGUGAACAGAGAAACACAGCAGUGGUAUCCUUACAACCAGAAUCCCCCAGAGCCAAGACCUGGCGCAUGUAUCACGGACAGGGCAAGAGCAAUGAACAUAACCUCUUCGUUCCAAAUGCCAGACAAAGUAUUGAAUUUUGCCAAGGACCAUUUUCUGAUGGAAGAGAGUAUCAAGAGUCAUCCCUUGCUAAUGAAGAAGCAUGUUAAAUACACAGAGUUGGCUGUGGACAGGGUCCAGACUCUCCGGGGCCAGUAUGAUGUUCUGUUUGUGGGCACAGAUACUGGGAUAUUGCACAAAGCUAUAAACGUGAAUGAUAAGGUGCACAUUAUAGAGGAGAUUACUUUGUUUGCCGAACCACAGCCAGUGCAGAACCUGAUUCUGGAUUCAAAACAGGGCAUGUUAUACGCGAGUUCGUACUCUGGAGUGGUGCAGCUGUCUGUCUCCAAUUGCAGCGUCUACCACAGCUGUGGGGAGUGUAUUCUAGCCCGGGACCCUUACUGUGCCUGGGACAGGAACAAAUGCAGAGACAUACGGGGACUGCCCAUAGACCCGCUUUGGAAACAGGACAUUGAGAACGGGAGGCCAGGCCAACACUGCCGACAGCUGUCUGAUUCACUGGGCCCCAGGACCAGACGGCCACAUCGACCCAUUGCCUGUGUGAUGGUCACCGUGCCAACCAACAACUUUAAGGUGUUGCCGUGCAGUGUGCAGUCGAACUUUGCCGUGAGGAGUUGGGUCCACAACGGAGUAGCGGCCGACACGGCCUCGCUGGUGCUGCCGGACGGCGGGAUUAUCGCCACUGCGGAGCCACUGGGAGUAUUCGAGUGCUGGGCCACCGAACAAGACUUCAGGCUGCUGGUCGCUAACUACUGCGUGAGCUGGGAUCUCUCGGCCGAAACCACCACCUUGCGCACGUCGAGGAAGUCCAUUGCGGUUUUGGGCCGAGGCUCCGGGCUGCAGGACAACGGGAUCAUGAUCAACCCACUCAGCAGCGAGAGCCGCUUUUCCCAACACACCAACGGCAAGAGCUACUGGACGGAGUUUGUGACCGUGAGCGUGGUCUUUGCGCUGACAGUCGCCAUCGCCUCUCUGGUCUUCUUGUACCGUAACAAGGACAGGAUGAAGUCGCUGAUCAAGGACGGCGAGUGUUCCAACGUGCCGCAGAAGAAGCCCAGGAUGAUCGAGACCCAACACGAAAGCCUCCCGUUAAACGGAAACCCGGUGCAGGUGGCGGCCUCUGACCACCACAAAGGUUAUCAGAGCCUGAAUGACAAACACAUCUGCAGCACACCAGUGCUGGUAAACACAGUUGGUGCCAAGGACCCUGGCUACACCCAGAUCCCAAACAACCAAACCAACCAAAAAAACCUGUACGUGGAGAUAUCGACACACUGCCUGCAGCCGCGAGUGAGAAUCGGGCCAGAGAUUAAAGACUCGGUGGUGUGAGGUUUCACGGGCCAGGCUGAGGUAGCACACAUGCCAACGUAGCCUUGGGAAAAGGGACCAACCGCAGAGAAUUGGAAAGCACAAGGCUCGGCAGCUUGAACGACAGAAACAUUUGUACUGUGCCAUUUAGUCUACCCCUUCAGUAUGCUAACCACAAGCAUGGAUGGUUACUAAUGUCAAGGUCAUGCUUUAGUGAACGUGUGUGUCUGUUGUCACUGGCCAAACUGCAUGGAGCAGCACAAGAGUCACAACCUUCCCAAACGGCCUCAAGGGCCACCAUCACUAUGGCUUUUCUUUGUGUAUUUUAUGGUGGGGUGGAGAGUAAUUGCAAGACUCGUGAAAGUGGACAUUAAGCAAUGCCCUGUGCCAAAUGAACUGGAGCAGGUAUUCAGAGGUCACACCAGGAGUUGGUGGAAGUGGCUAGACUACCUGUAUUGAUUGUACGAGACAUAACCAAACAUCGCUUGUAGCAUUAAGUCAUUUCACUGCAGUCAUUGGGGACUGUAUGGACUGUCUCAACCAGUAUCCUCUGACAAUAUUGCCAAAUGUGGGAAAUCCACGCAAAACCCACUUUUAUGUGACGUGGACAGACUGAUGACUCGCUGCCGAUGAGCUCCUUCAUCAUGUAGCAGACAGAACCAGAGUCCAUUUCUCGUGUUCAAGUAACAAUUGUAACAUAUCUUUGCAGACGGGGGAGAAAUUUGUCACAAAGAUAAGGCUGCGAUUUCAAGAGAAAGGUCACUCGAAUAUUGUACCAGUGAUUUAUUUCUAGUUUGACAGGACUUUUUGUUUGUAUGUGGUUGAGAAAGAAACAAAGUUAGAAGGACUAGU